Amorphotheca resinae ATCC 22711 is the source of this 1392-nucleotide messenger RNA. RefSeq lists its product as hypothetical. NCBI's taxonomy places the organism in Eukaryota, Fungi, Ascomycota, Leotiomycetes, Helotiales, Amorphothecaceae. The record is from RefSeq and is a predicted model, not a curated record. The transcript has 10 exons. The coding region runs from base 1 to 1392 and encodes 463 amino acids. Gene Ontology annotation, molecular function: iron ion binding; oxidoreductase activity, acting on paired donors, with incorporation or reduction of molecular oxygen; monooxygenase activity.
AUGCCCAUACUUGGAGAACUCUCGUACGGUCUGGUAGCGACUGUCUUUGCUCUUUCAAUUGCGUAUCUAUCCCGUUUAUCCAUCUUCAGAUUUCGAAAAGCAUGGCUAUCCUUCGCUAGUGGUAUCAUUAGUAUCACUAGGACCAAACUUAAUCCUUUCAUAUACCUCUUUCGUGGUGCGGACAUGAUACAUGAAGGUUAUCUCAAGUCAAAUGGAGAGCCGUUCAUUAUCAACACACCCGGGAAGAAGAAUGUCAUGGUCACAUCUCGGCAGCAUAUUCGAGAAAUCAAUGCUGCUCCGAAUCAUAUACUCUCUCUCCAUGCCGUUGCCAAAGACUUCCUUCAACCCAAAUAUACUAUGCACGGAUUUGUGUGGAAGGAUCAGAGAGGUAUUGAGGGAGUAGGAUUUUUAGUGACAAAAUGCAAUGCGAUAGUUUUCUUUGGCCCGGAGCUAUCAAAUAAUCAAGUGUUUUUAGACGCAGCACUCUCCUUUCCGCAAGAUUGUUUUAUUGCUGCAGAAAUACUGAGAAUACUCCCAAGUCGUAUUGCAUCGAUUUUCGCGUGGUGUGCGACACGAAGAUAUCGAUCUUCGACUACACUGUACAACUUUCUCAUUGAAGUCGUCAGGCGACGCUUAGAUCAAAAUGAGACUUGCGGGUCAGAAAAAGCAAGUGACGGUAUCCAGUGGUUGAUUGACACUUCCCCCAAACGUGCCAAUUGGACAGCAGAGAGACUGGUAGGGGAGAUAAUGGCAAUAUGGUAUGGCUCAGUUCAUACCUUAUCAAUAGCUACGACCUACGCUCUGCUUGAUUUGUAUUCCCAUCCAGAGUACAUCGAGCCGCUCCGAGAGGAAGUCGAAGGCCCCUCAUUUGCUGAAUUCGCACGAGAUUCACAAGGACUCCCACUCCUUGAUAGUUUCCUGAAGGAAUCCGCACGCUUGAGUGCUUUCGAAAGCACUGGCAUCCGAAGAGAGGUUCUCCAACCAUUCACCAUUUCCGGCGGCUUAUCCCUCGCACCCGGCGAUUGGAUCUGCGUCCCUCACCGAUCCAUGAUGCGCGACCCGGCCAAUUUCGCAGACCCUCUAACCUUCAACGCAUUCCGCUCCGUCGGCGAAGCUGUCAAUCGCGAUUCCGCUUCAGCAAACACCACCACGAAGACGGGAUUAACGGAUAGCUCUGAUUCUUGGCUGGUGUGGGGAGCGGGGAGGAUUCUCUGCCCGGGGAGAUUCUAUGCUACCGUGGUCCUGAAGCUGGUUGUUGCGCACCUGAUUACGGAGUAUGAUAUCGUGCUCCCGGAAAGUAAGACGGCGAGAUCGAUGCAGUGGCGUUCGGCUGUUAUUCCUAAGCCCAGUGUUGUUCUCUUGGUGAGGCCAAAGACGAAGACAAAGACAUAA